AUGGGGAAUAUAAAUGUCGCCGAUAUUGCCUCGAGAAAGUCUAUACUCAUCCCAGACAUGCAAGGAUAUGCCAGCACGCCAUGUCAUAGUCCAUUGAGUAAUGGUGCCGAUUACAACUCAAUCACGUAUAGUGAAGAUGGGGAGCAGCCAAUAUCUAAUGUCAUCGCGUGUCUAGCCUUAAGAAGGGACCUUUCUCACCCAGAGAACCCUCCAUUUGGCGCAUGGUGGACUUACACAGUUGAAGAAACGCUUCUGUGGCCAGUUUUAGACUAUCAGGGGCCUAUCAACCAAACCUUGGAUGCUUUAUUUGACUCAACGGACGAGGAAAUGAGUGAUGACGAGGAUUUUCCACCAGCAAGAAGACCAUCUUCACAAAGGAAAAAAUCUCGGUUGAAGAACUCCGGAACCAAUAGUACAUUCGGUCUUGACGAUGGAGAUCUGGUGCCUCAGUUGAUUAACAGCUUUUUGCGGAAUGUUCAUGUCCGAAGCCCAAUACUGGAUCCACCACGAUUGAGGAAUUCCGCUAAGAACUUGGUUGAAAACGGGCUAGACUGGGAUGGGGAGACGUGCCAAGUGUUACUUGCAUGUGCACUGGGAGCGAUUUCCAGCCCCUGGGAUACUUCAGUAAUGGCCAGUUUUGAUGAUAAACCUCCAUCGUCACCAGAUCGGUCUCCACUGGCUCAGAAAUACUUUCAGGCAGCCACUAAGCGCCUUGGAGCUUUAUGGGCAAACUACUCUCUGAUAUCAGCACAGUGUUUCUUCCUCACUGGCUUGUUUCACAUGUUCAUGCAAGAACCAGUCGCGGGUUGGCGAGCUUUUAACUCGGCGAGUAUCACUUGCCGAGCUUAUGCGUCCAAGAGGAUCGCGCAAAUGGCGAGAAGAUCUCAAGAAGGAAAAAGUCAAAUUAAUCGGAGUAUGGAGCAACGUCUAUUUUGGAGCUCUUUCAAAGCAGAGCGUGAAAUUGGCUGCGAAUUUGGCUUGGACACAGCAGGAAUAAAUCGAAUUGUUGAUUGGCCUACACUUCCUACUCCUCCCAGCGGUCACACCCCAAACAUGCAAUCAACACCAAAUUUUGGUACAGACGGGUCGGAGAGUACAAACGAAAACAAUAUCCCAAGCAGUCAUUUGUACGAAGAGCAAUCUUGGUAUUUCUACCUCCUGGAGAUAACGUUAUGCAAGCUGGAAAUGCGCAUCGACAAUUUCUUUCAAGACAAGCGACGCGAAGCCUAUCGACAAAUAGGGUCUCCACCAGAAGUCUUCUUCACCAGCCUUGUAGUUGCUCUGCAGGAAUUCAAUUAUCAAUUAACAUCCUAUUACGAAUCAUUACCGCCUGUGAUGCAAAUCCCGACAGUGAACAUCCACGAAGACAACAAUAAAGAGGAAACAAAUCAAAAACGCGACGAAAGCAACAAAAACAAACAGAGGAACACCCAUGGCAAUAACAACAUCAAUCAAAUUUAUCAUACCCCAAUGACACCAUGCUCAGAUGAGCUAAGGGAAUACUUACGUUUGCGUAUUCUCAGUGUGAGACAUGAUAUCUGCCUUCCUGCAUUGUAUCUGCUCCUGCACAAUGAUGUGUCAGGAUGGCAACCCUCACUACUGGCUGUUCUGGUCCAAUUGACUAAUACCUGUCUAAAAGUGGAUAUGAAUUUCCUUCAUACUAUAGUCACUACUCAUAGACACCACGCCGCCUGGAUAUGCCUAAGAAAAGGUGUCAGAGCAGCACUUAUCUUAAUCGCUGCCCGCAGGUUGGCUGAACAAGGUAUUUCCCGGAUUGGGAGAACUGUACGUGCCUGA
Molecule: messenger RNA, 1797 nt
Organism: Penicillium malachiteum
Lineage: Eukaryota; Fungi; Ascomycota; Eurotiomycetes; Eurotiales; Aspergillaceae
Product: fungal specific transcription factor domain-containing protein
Exons: 3
Coding region: 1-1797 (598 amino acids)
Biological process (GO): DNA-templated transcription
Molecular function (GO): DNA binding; zinc ion binding
Source: RefSeq, a predicted model, not a curated record